Molecule: messenger RNA, 1537 nt
Organism: Myripristis murdjan (pinecone soldierfish)
Lineage: Eukaryota; Metazoa; Chordata; Actinopteri; Holocentriformes; Holocentridae
Gene: dmrt3a
Product: doublesex and mab-3 related transcription factor 3a
Exons: 2
Coding region: 43-1455 (470 amino acids)
Biological process (GO): regulation of transcription by RNA polymerase II; male sex differentiation
Cellular component (GO): nucleus
Molecular function (GO): DNA-binding transcription factor activity, RNA polymerase II-specific; RNA polymerase II cis-regulatory region sequence-specific DNA binding; protein binding
Source: RefSeq, a predicted model, not a curated record
CGUCCUGGGAAACACGUUGCGUCUGACCGUCGCUGGGACGAAAUGAAUGGCUACGGGUCCCCCUACCUGUACAUGGGGGCUCCGGUGUCCCAGCCCCGCGCUCCGCUCCAGAGGACCCCCAAGUGCGCGCGGUGCAGGAACCACGGCGUGCUGUCGUGGCUUAAGGGCCACAAGCGCUACUGCCGCUUCAAAGACUGCACGUGCGAGAAGUGCAUCCUCAUCAUCGAGCGGCAGCGGGUCAUGGCGGCCCAGGUGGCGCUGCGGAGGCAGCAGGCCAACGAGAGCCUGGAGAGUCUCAUCCCCGAGUCGCUCAGAGCGCUGCCCAGCCUCAGCUUACCUGGAGCUGGGGAGGGGAACCAGAGCGCGCCGCCGAGGACCGAGGAGCUGGAGCUGAGGUGGAGCAACACGGAGUCGGUGCAGGCCGGCGCACCGCCCUGCCCAGAGCCGACGGAGGACGGUCCCGGCGAGUUGUCAGGAGCAGAGAACGGGGGGAGCUCCAGUGAGAAGGAGCAGGACCCCGUCAGCUCGCCGGAAGGCUCCAAACCCAACUCUUGCUACACCCCUGAACCCCCAGACACCCCCUCCCUCCCAGAGGAGAGCCGCUACAGCCUGCCCAAAGCCUGCAGCACUGAGAGGGAGGCUAAAGCGGAGAGUCCUCAGAAGUACCCCAGCCCGGGAGAGCCGAGUGUGCUGAUCGAAGGCCUCGCCGGCUCCAUCAAUCUGCCCUUCAACCUCCGGGCCAACCGGCCUCCUCUGGAGGUCCUCAAGAAGAUCUUCCCUGCCCACAAGCCUCCUGUGCUGGAGCUCAUCCUCCGGGGCUGCGGAGGGGACCUGGUAGGGGCCAUUGAGAUUCUCCUUUCCAGCCGAAGCCCCGAUGGUGGCACCCAUCCCCAUGCUGACCCCCACUCUGACACCCUGGUACUGCCCUCCAACGGACACCUCUUUGAACACACUCUGGGCUCCUACCACCCAGUGUCCUCUUCCGCCAAGUGGUCGGUGGGCUCGGCUUUCCGGGUGCCAGAAUCUCUCCGGUUCUCAUCCGACACCGCUUCAGGUGUGGUGUCCACCGGCCCGCUGGGUGUCCCCCUGCAGCACCCCUCCUUCCCCCAGCCCACCCGCUACCCGCUCAUGUUACGUAACUCCCUGACCCGCAGCCAGGCCAGCCCCUUCGUGCACAACGACGUGACGCUGUGGAAUACCAUGACUCUCCAGCAGCAGUACCAGCUUCGCUCGGCGGCGCAGUACGUCUCGCCCUUCCCCCCGGCCGCCGCCCCGGGGGGGUCCAUGUUCCGCGGCUCGCCCAUCCUCCCGUCCAGGCCGUCCGAGGAGCAACGCAUCAGCAUCCAGGAGGAGGGCUGCACGCUGGGAGCCAAACCCAGCCUCUACUCCCCCGAUGAGGAGUACGAUGAGCGCUCUGACUCCGCAGACUCCCGCAUCCUGAACUCAUCAACUUAGACACUAAUGAGGAACUGAUGCUGCACGGCUGCUGAAGCACCAAAAAUGUAUUGUCAAUGGAAACCCAGUAUGUGUUAAUACA